Malassezia restricta is the source of this 279-nucleotide messenger RNA. RefSeq names its product mitochondrial 37S ribosomal protein RSM19. Gene Ontology annotation, cellular component: ribosome; cytosolic small ribosomal subunit. Bases 1 to 279 code for a protein of 92 amino acids. The transcript has a single exon. The record is from RefSeq and is a predicted model, not a curated record. NCBI's taxonomy places the organism in Eukaryota, Fungi, Basidiomycota, Malasseziomycetes, Malasseziales, Malasseziaceae. Gene Ontology annotation, biological process: ribosomal small subunit assembly; translation. Gene Ontology annotation, molecular function: RNA binding; structural constituent of ribosome.
AUGUUUGGCUCGGCGGUGCGAAGCUCGCGCUCUGCGUGGAAGGGCCCCUUUUUCGUGCCCUUCCCCAACUUACAGCAGGCUCUGAAGAACAACGCGCCUAUUCGCACGAAUGCGCGGAGCUGCACCAUUCUGCCCAACUUUGUGGGACUCAAAUUCUUGGUGCAUAAUGGCAAGUUUCAUCUUCCUGUGACCAUCACGGAAGAAAUGGUCGGGCACAAGCUCGGCGAAUUCGCACCCACACGCAAGCGCUUCAGCUACCGUCUUACCAAGAACAAGUAA